AUGGCCAAACGAACAAAAAAGGUCGGAGUUGUCGGUAAAUACGGCACACGAUAUGGUGCCUCGUUAAGAAAACAGAUCAAAAAGAUGGAGAUUACCCAACACGCAAAAUAUACUUGCUCUUUCUGUGGCAAGGACACAGUAAAAAGAAAAGCAGUCGGGAUUUGGCAAUGUCGCGCUUGUAAAAAAACGUUGGCUGGUGGCGCUUGGACCGUAUCCACUACUACAGCUGCCACUGUUCGAUCAACCGUGCGUCGCCUUCGUGAAUUGAUGGAAGUUUAA
This is a messenger RNA of Ambispora leptoticha, 279 nucleotides long. The record is from the annotation of a GenBank genome assembly. Lineage: Eukaryota; Fungi; Glomeromycota; Glomeromycetes; Archaeosporales; Ambisporaceae.